GAAAGUGAGUAAGUUUGGGAAGCCGGAGCUCCGGUGGUUAGGACUCAGGAUAACGACGGCGGUAUGGAGAUGAAGGCGGAGAAGAGCAAGAUAUUAGUAAUCGGAGUAACAGGGCGGCUAGGUUUUGAGCUAGCUAAGGCCAGCAUCAACGCCUCUCAUCCUACAUUCGGCCUCGUCAGAGAAUCCGCAUUUUCCGAUCCCCACAAAUCGGGAAAACUUCACUUGCUCUCCCACUCCGGCGUCACGCUUCUUAAGGGUUCAUUGCAAGAUGAAGAAAGCCUCAUUGAAGCAAUCAAGCGAGUUGAUGUUGUAAUAUGUGCCGUUUCAUCGAAGCAAGUCCCGGAGCAAAAGCUUCUUAUUCCGGCUAUCAAAAAAGCUGAGGAUCAUAAAAAGUAG
Molecule: messenger RNA, 396 nt
Organism: Ipomoea triloba (trilobed morning glory)
Lineage: Eukaryota; Viridiplantae; Streptophyta; Magnoliopsida; Solanales; Convolvulaceae
Product: probable pinoresinol-lariciresinol reductase 3
Exons: 3
Coding region: 64-396 (110 amino acids)
Source: RefSeq, a predicted model, not a curated record